Molecule: messenger RNA, 1977 nt
Organism: Poecilia reticulata (guppy)
Lineage: Eukaryota; Metazoa; Chordata; Actinopteri; Cyprinodontiformes; Poeciliidae
Gene: cadm1b
Product: cell adhesion molecule 1b
Biological process (GO): cell recognition; homophilic cell-cell adhesion; detection of stimulus
Cellular component (GO): synapse; plasma membrane; neuron projection
Molecular function (GO): signaling receptor binding
Source: RefSeq, a predicted model, not a curated record
AUUUCCAUCCCAUGGCCGUCUCUAGGUGAUUUAGCGCCGCCAGUCUCAAGCAGGUAUCCAACAUGGCGAUCACGGGGAGCGGAUCUCUCGCUAUUUCUUUCUCUGUUUUCAUGAUUUUGGCGGCGUUUCUUCACAAAGGAGCUGCUGAAACUGUGACAGUUGACAGCCAGAACCUGGCGACUGACAACGUGUCGGUGAUCGAGGGAGAGACGGCCACCAUUAACUGCCGAGUGAGGAACAACGACGACUCCGUCAUCCAGCUGCUGAACCCGAACCGACAGACCAUCUACUUCAGAGAUGUGAGACCUCUCAAGGACAGCCGGUUCCAGCUGGUGAAUUUCUCUGACAACGAACUCCGGGUGUCUCUGUCCAACGUAUCGCUCUCCGACGAGGGACGCUACGUGUGCCAGCUCUACACAGAUCCUCCUCAGGAAGCCUACGCAGACAUCACCGUUCUGGUCCCACCAGGCAGUCCAAUCAUCGAGAGCCGAGAGGACGUGGUCAGCGAGGGGAACGAGACGGAGCUCACCUGCAUAUCCAUUGGCAGCAAGCCGGCCGCCUCCAUCAGAUGGAUGAAGGGGGAGGACGACCUGACAGCUGAAACAACAGUCGAGGAGACGUAUGACAGGAUGUUUACCGUCACCAGUCGGGUGAGGUUUUCUGUCACCAAGGAGGAUGAUGGAGUGCCGGUGGACUGCAUCGUUGACCAUCCAGCUGUAAAGGACCUUCUGACUCAAAGACACUUGGAAGUGCUCUAUAAACCUGAGGUGAAGAUCGUGGUGACAUAUCCUGAUGGGUUAACAAGAGAGGGCGACAAUCUUGAUUUGACAUGUAUCGCUGAGGGGAAACCACACCCCCAUCAGAUCAACUGGCUCAGGGUGGACGAAGACGUGCCGCCGCACGCCGUGGUCACCGGCUCCGAUCUCUACAUCGAGAACCUGAACAAGUCGUACAACGGCACCUAUCGCUGCGUGGCGUCGAACGCCGUCGGGGAGGCCUACGACGACUACGUCCUCUACGUGUACGACUCCAGAGCCGGUGAGGGAGCGCCRCAGAAAAUCGACCACGCCGUCAUCGGUGGAGUGGUCGCCGUCGUGAUGUUUGCCAUCCUCUGCGCGCUCAUUGUGCUCGGCCGGUACUUUGCCAGACACAAAGGAACUUACUUCACGCAUGAAGCCAAGGGAGCGGACGAUGCGGCCGACGCCGACACAGCAAUCAUCAACGCAGAGGGGGGCCACAACAACACAGACGAGAAGAAGGAGUACUACAUCUAAACCAGACGGGCCUGAAGUGAUGGUUGGGGACGUGGUGGGAGCACUGCGUCCAGUGUUGAUUGGGUAGUAGGACGGCUUGGGUUAGGGUAAAAGAAGAAGGGGAGAGGAGGAGGAGGAGGAGGAGGGAAGUAGGAAUGGGGUAGCCGCUUGGGAAGAAGAGGCGUCGUUUAGUCUCCUGUCCGACCCUUCCUUGGACUGCCGGGUCCUAUUCUGUACAGUAUAAUUAUUUUACAGACAAUUUUGUGCCUUGUUCUAUUUCUUUUGUCGGUUCGUUGGUUUCUAUUCACAUGCUUGUUGGAUUGGAUUCUUUCUCCACGUGCUCUACUUGAUCCUUUGUUGCGUUUGGCUUUCAGAGGAGAUAUAAAGGGGUCUGGUGUUUGUCAGUGUGUGCUACGACUAGCUUUUAGCUCAUGUAACCAGAUAUAUGAGAGGCCAACUCACUCACACUUUAGUUCACUUUUUUUUUUUCCUCUCUUUCUGUCCAGUUGCUUAUUAAAUGAAACCCAGUAUCGACAUGUUUCUCCCCGCUGGGUCAAAGUCCUGUGGUGCCUCCCAAGUUCGUCACAUUUAGAUGCAGGUCGGAUUUGAUUUUUUGACAAUUACCUGCACACACACACGCACACACACAUAAAUUCAGACUCACUGUUGAUUACUUACAUAACUGUUUUGAGUACUCAUGCCUUUCUUUGAAUGUAUUUGCUAA